Molecule: messenger RNA, 741 nt
Organism: Lithohypha guttulata
Lineage: Eukaryota; Fungi; Ascomycota; Eurotiomycetes; Chaetothyriales; Trichomeriaceae
Product: prephenate dehydrogenase (NADP(+))
Exons: 3
Coding region: 1-741 (246 amino acids)
Biological process (GO): L-tyrosine biosynthetic process
Molecular function (GO): prephenate dehydrogenase (NAD+) activity; NAD+ binding
Source: RefSeq, a predicted model, not a curated record
AUGGGUACUGCCUGGGCUGCAAACAAUCAGUUUCCGUGGGAGAUUGAUCGAUAUGUGGGUGGAAUUGAGAACGCAAAAAUCAACAUCAUGAUGCGAAUCUAUUCCAACAAGUGGCAUGUAUACGCUGGGCUUGCCAUAUUGAAUCCAGCUGCUCAGAGACAGAUCAGGCAGUAUGCUCAAUCGGUUACCGACCUCUACAAGCUCAUGCUGGAGGGUCGUCGGACCGAAUUCGAAACCCGGAUCCGCAGUGCUGGUGCAGCAGUCUUCUCAAGCGAUGCCAGGGGAGACCUGCUCCUGGACGAUGCCCUGCUGGACAAGUUUUCGCUAUCUCAGGAUCCCAAGCAACGCAAACCCAACAACCAUUUGAGCUUGCUGGCUAUCGUAGAUUGCUGGUGGAAACUUGGCAUUGUUCCGUACAACCAUAUGAUUUGUUCGACACCUUUGUUCCGUAUUUGGUUAGGUGUUACUGAAUACCUCUACCGAAACGAGCUUCUGUUAUCGGAGGCUAUCAAUACCGCUAUCGUCGAUACGUCUUUUCGAUCAGACGACCUAGAAUUCACAUUUGCCGCAAGGGCAUGGUCGGAAUGCGUGUCCUUUGGUUCUUUCGAUGCAUAUCGUGAUCGUUUCGAAAACAUCCAGCGCUACUUCGCACCACGUUUUGAAGACGCAGUACGAAUGGGCAACGAGAUGAUUAAGACUAUUGCCCAGAACACCAAAUCCUCUACCCGCAAUGGCUUGUAG